UACAAUAAACGUUAUUCUGCUCAGAUGUUCACAAAUAUUUUUUAUUUAAUUUUAAUAUCCACUCCUUCACAGAAUAUUGAUUAUUGAACAUAUAAUAAAAAAAUAGUAAUCGUGAUAUUAUUCACAGUAAAUAAUCCGCUGAUUACAGAGGCUCUUCUGGCUUGUAAAUCACGUUUUUAUUGUUUAUAUUAUUUGUGCUUAAGAUCUCUAUCCUGAACCCUGAAUUGUUUUUGUUUAUUAUCUAAAAAUUCAAAAUGAGUUCAGCUAGUAAGGUUGGAGAAAUUUUUACUGCAGCUGGCCAAGCUUUCACCAAAUUGGGAGACUUGACUAUGCAGUUGCAUCCAAAUGCAGAUUCUCCAACAGGCAAAUGGACCGAUGAAGAAAUUGAGAUGUUACGUCAAGUAGUUAAACAGUUUUCAGAUGGUUUACAUCAGCUCAGUGAGCAUAUCAAAAGAAGAACAGUAACCCAAAUUAGAACAGCUCUAAAGAAGAAAGCUUUUGAAGAUGCAGGCCUACCAGUUAGGCAAAUCUCUGUUCCAACAUCCCAGUUACAGUUGCAACAAGUUCCACAGACUCAUAAAUCAGAAGUUACUCUGAAUAUGCUGAAUGCAGCAGAAUCGGAAGUUGAUGUGGAAGGUUUACAUGAAGAAGUUAAACUAGAGUUUGAAGGAGGAGAUGAAAAUGUAGCUUCUUAAUUUGUCAAUGUAUUUUAUUUUGUUUUUGUGAUAUAUUUCUUAUUGUACAAAUUACUCUCUUUGAUAAGAAUAAAUUUUAUAACUUUA
Molecule: messenger RNA, 782 nt
Organism: Harmonia axyridis
Lineage: Eukaryota; Metazoa; Arthropoda; Insecta; Coleoptera; Coccinellidae
Product: chromatin complexes subunit BAP18
Exons: 4
Coding region: 255-695 (146 amino acids)
Cellular component (GO): MLL1 complex; NURF complex
Source: RefSeq, a predicted model, not a curated record